Messenger RNA from Cryptotermes secundus, 2582 nucleotides. RefSeq names its product protein phosphatase 1L. The record is from RefSeq and is a predicted model, not a curated record. Gene Ontology annotation, molecular function: protein serine/threonine phosphatase activity; cation binding. Lineage: Eukaryota; Metazoa; Arthropoda; Insecta; Blattodea; Kalotermitidae. The transcript is spliced from 4 exons. Gene Ontology annotation, biological process: protein dephosphorylation. Bases 196 to 1644 code for a protein of 482 amino acids.
AUAAAAUGCCCUUGUGUGUCAAACGUUAGUCUUAAUAAAGCAGGGAUAGAUUGAACACUGAUUGUUACUUAUCAUUCGAUCCACGAGGAAGUAACAAAAAUAACAAUAAGAACAGCGUGAUUACGUCUUAUACAAUCGUAUACACUGGACCGCACUGUACAUUGGCAGCAGUGCUCCUCUCAGGCGAAAUAGAAAAUGGAGGACGAGUUGGAAGAUAGAGUGCUGUAUCAGACGUAUAUUUCUCACAUGAAACUAAUUUCACGAUUUGCUGUCGGUUUGCCACUGAAUUCUGCCCCAGUCAGUUAUCUUUGGCGGCUUUUACGAAUUUAUAUACUAAAGCCAGAGGUGCUUAUUUUGAGUGCCGUGUUAUUUGUUAUUUUAGUCUAUCUUCAGGCUGUUGAUGUUUGGAGUCGCACUUUACUGGGCAGAUUAACAUGCACAAUUGGACGUUCGACCUCAAAGGUUCAGCGUCUGCAAUAUUUUGUGAAUGGAUCAGUAUCAGGUGGAGAGAAACUCAGUUGGGAACUGAAGGAAGGAAUUAUUGCUGCGUAUGCCGUUCAAGGACGACGACCUCGCAUGGAAGAUCGUUUUGUUGUUAACGAAGAUAUCAACAAAACUGGUGUAUCAUUGUUCGCUGUUUUUGAUGGGCAUGGUGGAGAGUUUGCAGCAAAUUAUGCCCGCGAUAAACUUAUAAAUAAUCUUAAUAACAAGGUUAUUGAAUUGAAGAACCUUAUUGCUGCUGGAGACAAACCAAGACAAUAUCCGCCCAAUUUUGGGGAUACUGAGAAAAAAGAAGCAGAGAAAAAACCUGCUGCAACUCCUGUAGAAAAGAAAAAUAGCUUCAGGAAGACUAUGAGUACGUCACAAACAGAUGAGUGCAUGAAGAAGGGUGCAAGCAUAACAGAUCCAGAACUUCUGAGUCGAUUGGACACACUAUCUCGAACCAUUACAAGAGAGGUUCGCCCUUCAAGAAAAGAUGCUGUGCCACCGAAAGUUGUUCCCACUGCUAGUUAUCUUGAUUCCAAUGGGAAAAUAAAUUACAGACAGCUUCUUACAGACGAAGUCCUUGCUGCCGAUCGUCUUUUGGUAGAGGCAGCUAAGAAGAGCAUGGACGUAGCAGGUACAACUGCACUAAUUGCUCUUCUUGAAGGUUCGCGAUUGGUGGUUGCUAAUGUGGGUGAUUCCCGAGGCGUAAUGUGUGAUAGCAAGGGCAAUGCCAUUCCUCUCUCAUUUGAUCACAAGCCACAACAGAUGCGGGAGCGGAAACGCAUUAAAGAAGCAGGUGGUUUCAUCACGUUCAAUGGGGUGUGGCGUGUUGCAGGAAUUCUGGCAACAUCACGGGCUCUUGGUGAUUAUCCACUUAAAGAUAAGAAGCUUGUGAUUGCCGAUCCAGAUAUCCUGACCUUUGACCUGGCAGACCAUAAACCAAUGUUUCUCAUUUUGGCUUCAGAUGGUCUCUGGGACACAUUCUCAAAUGAGGAGGCUGUGGCAUUUGUUAAGGAAAGAUUGAAUGAACCUCAUUACGGAGCAAAGAGCAUAACAUUGCAGUCUUAUUAUAGAGGCUCAUUAGAUAAUAUUACUGUAGUAGUCAUAAACUUCAUGGAUAGAAAAUGGAGUUAUGGUACUCUUCAGAAAACUAGGUGAAGAAAUUAAUUGUAUACUUACGGGAUUAAUCUGAAAAUCAGUUUCAUUUUAAAUAAAAUCUUUCGUAAGAAAAUUGUCUCAAGUGGAUUACUUUUUCUAACAAGGCAGACUAAAAACAUAAAAGGUACCAAAAAUUACUGCCUUCUGGGAUGUGAUAACCGUGUAGUUUGGUACGCAACAGGCACAGUAUCACAUUCCAGACAACAGUAAUCUUCAUUUUCACCACAGCAAGGGUGUCACAUCAUAUGUAAAUGAAAGUAAUUAUAUUUUGUGUAUUUGGAACUGAUUACUUCAUUAUGUUAACAAAUUAAAUUAAAUUUUGGUAUGAGACUUGCAUGAAUUCCGACAGCAUUUUUACCACAAACAAAUUCUCAGAAAUAUUUUUUACUGUUUGUUAUAUGAAUUAUAUAUUUUAUCUAUGUUAAGUAAAGAAUGGAUGACACAGUAAAUAGAUUCAUGUCCUAGCGAUGACAGAUUCCUAUAGGUCUACAGCAAGUACACUUAAGUCUAAAAUGGCCAAAAGGUUACAUUUCUUAAUUUAUCUUUCUUCAGCACUGGGUUCCAUUGUCUUAGUAACUAUUAAUAUUCUUGAUAUCCAUUCAGAAUGCAUGUAACACAAAAGUAAUUUUCGAGGCUCUGCGUGUGCAAUGAUAUGAAGCAAGGAAUGCAGAUUCAUUGCUACACAGCAAGCCAUAUUGUUUCCCAGUAUGCUGAUAGUAUGAAAGUAAGCUAGUGGUCCAAGGAAAAAGGUUUUCAUAACAAGAAUUUCCUACAAAAGUAAAUAUUCUGAAGGAAAUUUAAUUUAAAACAUGAUUCUUAUACUCUUGUUCAUAUUUGUGCCAUUUCCAUGUAUAAAUGAAACAAAUUAAUUACCCAGAGAGUUGAAGUAAACUUGCAUGCCAAAUAUUCCGAUGUUGGAUGCUACAUAUUAGACUGAA